CAACUGCCCCCCAACACGCCGCCACACUUGACCAAUAUCCCUGGGUCAGCCCGCGACGGUCCUCCCCCACACCCCGGCAGGCACCGCCCCAUGAAGAGCGGCACGAGUUGAGUGGCAGGAGGGGGUCGUGGCGGGAGCGGAGGAGUGUGUCGUGCGGUAAUAAAAGCUUCCAAAAGUGUUGUGGAGUGCGAGUGUGGAUUUGAUGGCCGGCAGGGGUAAGUUGUUUACACCGAGACCCCCCUACAGAAGUGCAAGACGGACCUGCCUCCUCACUCUCCCUGUGGUACUCAGUUACAUCCUUCAAAAAAAAAACACUGCCUGCUGACUCUUUAGUGGUGUAGACUAACCCUUUUAACUCGCUCCAAUGCCUAGAAUGAGCAGGAAAUCGUCAUACACUUACCAUGGACUCAAUGAAGGUGAAAGCGAGGAUGGGCAGCGCUUGAGGUUACAGAUAGAACUGGAGUUUGUCCAGUGUCUGGCUAACCCCAACUACCUUCUCUUCCUGGCCCAGCGGGGGUACUUCAAGGAGCAGACGUUUAUCAACUACCUGAAGUAUCUCCAGUACUGGAAAGAACCCGAGUAUGCAAAAUACCUGAAGUAUCCCAUGUGCCUUUACUUUCUGGAUCUACUGCAGCACGAAAACUUCAGAAAGGAAAUUGUUAAUGGCCAAUGCUGUAAAUUCAUUGACGAUCAGACUGUACUGCACUGGCAACACUACUCUCGUAAGCGUAUGAAACUUCUAGAAACCGGAAUUCAUCAACAAGGCUCACAGACCCCAGUUUCUCAGUCAACAGCAGUGUCUGGUGCCCCAACUCCUGCUGCUCUACCCACUAACUUAUUAAACGGUCAUGGACAGACUCAGAAAGUGUGA
Molecule: messenger RNA, 871 nt
Organism: Procambarus clarkii (red swamp crayfish)
Lineage: Eukaryota; Metazoa; Arthropoda; Malacostraca; Decapoda; Cambaridae
Product: mediator complex subunit 31
Biological process (GO): regulation of transcription by RNA polymerase II
Cellular component (GO): mediator complex; core mediator complex
Molecular function (GO): transcription coregulator activity
Source: RefSeq, a predicted model, not a curated record